AUGAAUUCGGACUCCAGCUCGAGCAGAUCUUCAUCUCCAGACAUGGAUGGGAUGUACAUCCACGAUCACCACCACUCUCAAGACGGACGCCUCAAUUCAGUGUCCUCCACGCAGAGCGAGCUGCUCCAGAAGAUGACGAGCGAGCACCUGUCCAAAACGCCCUCCGGCAGUAAGUACAAGCUCAAGAAGCAAGUCACCGAGCAAGAGGUCCAGCAGCUGCGCUUGAAGAUCAACGGCCGAGAGCGCAAGCGGAUGCACGACUUGAACCUGGCGAUGGACGGGCUCCGGGAGGUCAUGCCGUACGCGCACGGCCCCUCUGUGAGGAAGCUGUCCAAGAUCGCCACUCUUCUGCUGGCUAGAAACUACAUCCUGAUGCUGACGAGCUCGCUGGACGAGAUGAAGCGGCUGGUGGGGGAGAUUUACGGCGGUCACCACUCGGCGUUUCACUGCGGGACGGUGGGCCACAGCGGUGCGCACUCGGCGGGCGCGGCGCACCAGGUGCAUCCUCUCCUCGGGAGCGCGCUGUCCGCGUCCACCGCCACCACGUUACCGGGACUAACUUCCAUCAGGGCGCCGCAUUCUUUAAUGAAAAGCACCCCUACACCUCCGCUGCAACUCGGGGGCAGUUUUCAGCACUGGGCCGGCUUGCCUUGCCCUUGCACUAUUUGCCAGGUGCCUCCUCCUACUCCCCACAUUUCCAUCACUUCAACAGGACUGGCGAGGCUCUCGGUAGAAAACAAGGAUGUGAUGAAGUGA
Xyrauchen texanus (razorback sucker) is the source of this 756-nucleotide messenger RNA. Its product is annotated as oligodendrocyte transcription factor 3-like. The coding region runs from base 1 to 756 and encodes 251 amino acids. NCBI's taxonomy places the organism in Eukaryota, Metazoa, Chordata, Actinopteri, Cypriniformes, Catostomidae. The record is from RefSeq and is a predicted model, not a curated record. The transcript has a single exon. Gene Ontology annotation, molecular function: protein dimerization activity.